AUGCCGGUUGAUCGCACACCGAAAAAGUCCGCCAUGGAUCCAGAGCAGCUGCAGUUGCUGAUCCAUCAGCGUGGACAAAUUAAAGGGAAAGUGACAAAGAUAGCCAAUGGCCUUGAAAAGGCUGAAGAUGAUCCAUCGCUUAUCAGUGCAACGCUCCUGAAAGUGUACGGUCAAAAGUUGGAGCGUCAUUACACCGAGUAUGUCGAAGCCCACCGUGAAGUGAUUGCCGUGAUUCCGAUGGCACAAAUUGAGGAGCAAGACUACAAGCUUGACGAGUUUGAUGUUUUGCAUACGGAAGCGCUAGAUAGCCUGGAGCGCUUGAAAGAGUAUUUUGCCAAACCAACACCGACGGUUAGCGCAAAUGGAAGUGCUCAAGUUAUUAUGCAACAUCAGUCUCUCAAAGUGCCAAUACCUUCCUUCGAUGGCCGUAUGGAGAACUGGCCCAAGUUCAAGGCCAUGUUCGAGGACUUGGUAGUGAAAAGCGGAGAUUCCGAUGCCGUCAAGCUUCAUUACCUUGACAAAGCUUUGGUGAGUGACGCAGCUGGUCUCAUCAAUGCCAAGAUGAUUCAAGACAACAACUUUACUCAAGUUUGGAAGCAAUUGAGGGACCAGUUCGAAAACCAGCGAGUUAUAGUCGACAAUCACAUCGAUGGACUAAUCCAGCUUAAACCGAUGACGAAAGGCAAUUACAAGGACCUGUUGGAGCUGACGAAAUCCUGCGAGCGACAUGUAGCAGCACUCGAGUACCAAGGCCUGAUAGUGGACAAGCUUUCCGGGAUCAUUAUCACGAAGUUGCUGACCUCUCGUUUGGACGAUCACACGUUGCAGCUGUGGGAGCGGAAGCAGAAACAUGGUGAGUUACCUAAGUACGAGGAUACGAUGCUGUUUCUAAAAGUCAACAACAAUGCUGCUCAACCGGUUCUUGCUCAUCCUGCGGCUAUAAGCGAAAUUAUGCGCCAAUUCUGGGAAGUUGAGGACCUUUCGCAGUCUACGGAAGAUAAAACGGAACCAGAUGCAUGCGAGAAGCAUUUUCGCUCCACACAUCAGCGGACGUCAACCGGACGGUACAUGGUUUCACUUCCUUUCCGAGAAGACACAGCACUGCUGGCGGAUAAUCGUUCUGCUGCUCUUCGUAGGUUUCUGAUGCUCGAGAGACGAUUGAAAAAAGACGCAACUUUGAAACAACUAUAUUCUGAGUUCAUUACUGAGUACGAGGCAUUGGGUCAUUGCAAGGAGAUCGAUGAAUCCAAUGAUAGGAGUUCGCACGGAUGUUACUAUUUGCCCCAUCAUGCGGUGAUUAGGCCUACCAGCUCGACAACGAAGCUGAGGGUAGUCUUUGAUGCAUCAGCAAAGUCUACUCCAUCGGAUAAGUCACUAAAUGAGGUGCUGCAAGUCGGAGGCGUAGUCCAAAGUGAUUUGUUUACUAUUCUUCUACGGUUUCGCAAGCAUGCCAUAGUCUUCACUGCAGAUAUAGCAAAAAUGUAUCGGCAGGUUUUAGUCGCUCCAGACCAUACUCGGUUCCAGCGAAUUUUUUGGCGGUUGGAAUCCUCACAUCCUUUACGUGUCUUGGAGCUCCUAACUGUAACGUAUGGAACAGCAGCAGCACCUUUCCUGGCCACUAGAUGCUUACUUCAGCUGUGUAACGAUGAAGGCCACCAGUUUCCUCUUGCGUCUAGAAUUAUCACCGAUGACUGCUACGUUGAUGAUAUCCUUUCUGGGGCGAAAGAUGUUGAAGAAGCUGUUGUAGCGCAAAAUCAGCUACAACAAUUACUCGAACUUGGUGGUUUUCCUAUCCACAAGUGGAGCUCAAAUUGCCCCGAGUUGAUGAGUCGCAUUCCUGAGGAAAAACGAGAGAAAUUAGUACGUUUAGACCACGCAAGCGAAGUGAUUAAAACCCUUGGACUCACCUGGAGUCCGCAAAACGAUGAGUUCAUGUUCGUUACGAAGAUUUCCUCUGAUCUGUCAGAUACAUAUACCAAGCGGAAAAUAUUCUCGGAGAUCGGAAGGCUGUUCGAUCCAUUGGGUUUAAUUUCUCCCGUUAUUGUGGUAGCGAAGAUCCUGAUGCAGAAGUUAUGGACAGCUGGUCUUUCUUGGGACGAAAUUCUUGAAGAUGAGUUGCUGCUUUCCUGGCUGAAAUUUCGCGAUGCUCUGCCACAACUGUGUGACCUGAAGAUACCUAGACGUGUUAUGCUGCCCAAUACCGUUGCUAUGGAGAUUCAUGGAUUCUCGGAUGCUUCGAUUUCCGCAUAUGGUGCGGUUUUGUAUGUGAGAAAUAUUUUUGCCGACGGCAGCGCUGAGAUGAGAUUGCUGUGUAGUAAAUCAAAGGUUGCUCCACUAGCAGAGUUGAGUAUUCCGAGGAAGGAACUGUUGGCUGCUCGGCUGCUAUCACGAUUAGUUGUGAAGGUAGUUAAUUCGAUGAACGUACAAAUCUCCGACAUUGUGCUUUGGUCUGAUAGCCAGAUCGUUCUCGCUUGGCUUCGUAAGCCGUUGAAUUCUCUUCAGGUAUUUGUGAGAAACCGAGUUGCUGACAUUAUUAACGAAACCAAAGGCUAUACCUGGAAGUAUGUUCCCACCAAGGAGAACCCCGCGGAUAUUGUAUCCAGAGGAGCGUUACCAAAGGUCUUGAUAUCCAACGAAAUGUGGUGGAAUGGUCCUUAUUUUCUACGGUCAGCUGGCUAUGAAACGGAAACGCCAGAUCAGCUCCCAGACGAAGAUUUGCCUGAACUGAAAUCGACAGCUGUUGUUUCGGCUAUUGCGUACAAUGUUGACAAUCUUCCCGUUUUCGCUAAGUUUAGCUCUUUCCGCAAACUGCAAAGAGUAAUCGCUUUUGUACAGCGUUUCGUUUCAAACUGCAAGAUAAAGGAUCCGAGUCUUCGCAACUUGAGGUGCCAUCUAACGGUUCCUGAGCUACAACGAUCGAUGGAAGUUAUCAUUAAGGUAGUGCAACACGAUGUUUUAGGAGACGAAAUAAACCGCAUCGAGAACAACGAGCCGUGUAAGAAAAUUGCUUCGUUGAACCCCGUUUACGUGAACGGUCUACUGAGAGCACCCUAUUGUCGAUCUUUUGAUAAGGACAUACCAUUUGGAGAAUCUGCACAUUGGACCGUCAAGUUUGCUAGUGAUAAUUCGUGGACGUUUUUGGCUAAUGGAAGGAAGAUCUGCAGUAAGAAAAAUCACAAGAAGUUGCGUAACAUGCUUUCAUGUCAGACCAACGAAGUGACUGGUGUGGAUUAUGCUGGCCCCGUGUUUGUGAAACAAGGUCGAAGGAAACCAAUUGUUGAAAAGGCGUACAUAGCGGUUUUUGUGUGCAUGGUGACGCGAGCCGUGCACUUGGAGCUAGUGUCGGACAUGACCACAGAGGCUUUUAUUGCUGCACUGCAAAGAUUCACUAGCAGAAGGGGACUGCCUCGAGAAUUGCAUUCGGAUAAUGGCUUAAACUUCAGAGGUGGAGAAACGGAGUUAAAUGAGCUUUAUAAGUUGUUUCGGUCUCAACCUGCCAUCGCUGAAAUCGAGGGGUUUUGUCUGCCAAAGGAAAUCGCUUGGUUCUUUAUUCCACCUGAGGCACCUAACUUCGGCGGCCUCUGGGAGGCGGCCGUUAAAAGUGCCAAAUAUCACUUGAAACGCACUUUGAAGGACACUCAAUUGGCUUUCGAAGAAUACGUGACAGUAUUGACACAGGUAGAGGCUAUUUUGAAUUCCCGACCGCUUUAUGCUACUUCACCCGACGCCGAUGAUCCUGAGGUACUCACCCCCGGCCAUUUUUUGGUCGGACGCCCACUUACUGCCAUAAUUGAGCCAAGUUAUCAAGAUGUUUCUGCUAACCGUCUUGGCCGAUGGCAGUUUUUGCAACGACUGCGGGAAAACUUUUGGAAAAAGUGGAAAAAUGAUUACCUGCAAACCUUGCAACAAAGAACUAAGAAUCAAAUAAGGAAGCUGAAUUUAAGGCAAGGAAUGAUUGUGCUGCUUGAAGACCAAAAUUUGCCACCAAUGAGCUGGAAGUUAGGACGGAUUGUUCGAACCUAUCCGGGGUCCGAUGAAUUGGUUCGUACAGUCGAUGUUGAGGUAGGCGGCACUGUCUACAAACGACCAGCAACGAGAAUUGCCGUGCUGCCCAUCCAGGACAAUGUUCAACCUUCUGAGCAACUUUCAGAGAAUACUUCUCAGCCCGGGGGAGAAUGUCCGCGCUGA
Armigeres subalbatus is the source of this 4188-nucleotide messenger RNA. RefSeq lists its product as uncharacterized. The record is from RefSeq and is a predicted model, not a curated record. Gene Ontology annotation, biological process: DNA integration. Gene Ontology annotation, molecular function: nucleic acid binding. The transcript is spliced from 4 exons. NCBI's taxonomy places the organism in Eukaryota, Metazoa, Arthropoda, Insecta, Diptera, Culicidae. Bases 1 to 4188 code for a protein of 1395 amino acids.